Galendromus occidentalis (western predatory mite) is the source of this 1159-nucleotide messenger RNA. Its product is annotated as voltage-gated hydrogen channel 1. NCBI's taxonomy places the organism in Eukaryota, Metazoa, Arthropoda, Arachnida, Mesostigmata, Phytoseiidae. The transcript has 5 exons. Gene Ontology annotation, cellular component: plasma membrane. Gene Ontology annotation, molecular function: voltage-gated proton channel activity. Gene Ontology annotation, biological process: proton transmembrane transport. The coding region runs from base 151 to 864 and encodes 237 amino acids. The record is from RefSeq and is a predicted model, not a curated record.
AUCGCUCACUGUCGGAGUUCGCUUCUCUCCAGAGGAGAAGGACUGCGCUGCAGGAAGAAUCGGAGCCGAAAAGUCGAACAGCUUAGGAUGAUCCAUGAGUGGGGUGAACUUGUUGCUUCUGAUGUGUCUUAAGCGAUUGCCUUCGAUGUCAUGAGCAUCACGAGCGUUGACUUGACCGAUGUGAGUCGGGGGCCUCCGUCUGAAGCGGCCACCGACCUCAAGAAACAUGAGAACGGGCGCGAACGUCUCCGCCGCCUGCUGCACUCCCAACGAUUCCAACUCAUCGUUUGCGUACUGAUCAUCCUGGAUAUCAUCUUCAUUAUCGUUGAGCUUCUCGCCGAAAUGAAGUUCUUGGAAACGAAUAUCCUCGAACUACCGGAGCACUCAUUGUCAGAGAGCCAAUGGGCUCAUUGGGCUCGUAGGUUGUCGAUCACCGUCUUAUUCAUAUUUCUGAUCGAAAUCUUCGUGAAGGUUUACGCAUUCGGUUGCAUCGAUUUCUUCAAACACAAACUCGAGGUUUUCGACGCUUUCAUCGUCGUGACUUCCCUAAUUUUCGAUCUCACAUUCCACCGGACGGAGUCGGCAGCCUCAAUCGGCUCAGGAUUAAUUAUUACGCUCAGGUUAUGGCGAGUGGGCCGUCUGUUGAAUGGAAUAGUAUUGACGGUCAAGAUGCAGGCCGAGCGUCAACUGGAAAAAGAAAUUCAACUUCGCGAAGACCUCAAACAGAAAAUGAUGACCCAGAGGGAUUAUUGCAACGCCUUGGAGCAAGACAAUAAGUAUUUGCGUCAAUUACUCGCGGAAAACAGGAUAAGAGCUCCACUCCCGGUGGAUCCUCCUCACCUGGAGAUACCCUUGAACUUCUGAAAAAUCGAGGGAAACGAGCUAUUUGAGUUCAUUCGUUCCCGAUGAAUCCAGACGCAUUCGUAGUGGGAGUUUCAUGUUCCUACGGUACCUUCGGGAAAACUUACUCCGUACUUGCGGCUAAGCUAUAUCGGAGUUCUCUCAUGAAGGAGACGAGUGCCAUGGGAAUCCUCUUUUUUCUCAUUCGAAUCCUCGAUCGGAAUUGUUGUAUAUUCACAUUUUAUGGCUCUGCAUUCGUCGCUUCGCAUUUCGAGUUUGUUUCAGAAGGAUGUCCAGUUUUAAUUGACCUAUAUUUCCU